Molecule: messenger RNA, 997 nt
Organism: Polypterus senegalus (gray bichir)
Lineage: Eukaryota; Metazoa; Chordata; Cladistia; Polypteriformes; Polypteridae
Product: mast cell protease 1A-like
Exons: 5
Coding region: 48-797 (249 amino acids)
Biological process (GO): proteolysis
Molecular function (GO): serine-type endopeptidase activity
Source: RefSeq, a predicted model, not a curated record
CACAAUCUCAGAAUUGCUGAGUUGUAGAGACAGUCAACAGUGGAGCCAUGAUCCGAGUCUACUGGAGUGCCAUUGCUGCUGUCUGCCUUGGAUUGGCAGGUGCCUCUAAAGAGCACAUCAUUGAUGGGAAGGAAGUCAAACCCCACCACCGACCCUACAUGGCCUUCUUGCUAGCAGAAGUUGGUCCACACUCCUACAUCUGUGGAGGGUUCCUCAUUCAUCCUGAGUUCAUCCUGACAGCAGCCCACUGCGAAGGAGAGAAAGUCAUUGCUUUUCUAGGAGCUCAUAAUCUCUCACACCCUGAGAAAUCCUGGCAGAAGAUCACAGUAAAAGAAAUCAUCCCUCAUGAACAUUACGAUGAGAAGACUAUUGUGAAUGACAUCAUGCUUCUGAAGCUGGAGCACAGUGCCGAUAUUACGAAUGAAGUGAAGACAAUCCGCAUUCCAGACAUGGACGAGUCCUUCCAGCCUGGCAGCACCUGCUCUGUGGCCGGAUGGGGAAAUACUGCAAGCAAUGGGAUGAACAGCGACGUGCUGAUGGAGGCGGAGGUGGAGAUCCAGAAACACUGUGACCACAACACUCAGAUCUGUGCAAGAGGCACUGGCAGGAAAGGGGCCUGUGUUGGAGACUCAGGAGGCCCACUGGUUUGCUUGGAUGGCAACAACAUUCCUACUGGUGUGGGGAUCGUAUCUUAUGGUCCAAAGAAAUGUGAACAACCUGGCAAAAAUGCCUACACAAAGGUGUCAGCAUAUCGAGAGUGGAUCGAUAGCAAAAUAGAGGCCAGCUCUACUGCUUGAGGCCUGUCAUGGAGUUGGGUAAAGACCACCAUAACUUGCACUAAGCCAUGUAAGAUCCUCAGUGGCAAUCAAUAGCACUAAUGCCAAGUGCAAUAGCAAAAUGUGAGGGGAAAACUGGCAAUCUCUGCAAUUAUUACCCAGCAAUACCCAACAGUUCAUGUAACUGCUUAAGUGCUCCAAUAAAAUCUGAAUGGUCAAUU